UUCGUUUUGAAUAAUCUUUGAUGCGGUCCGUAUAUAUACAAGACGAGCGCCCCUUUGUUCUCUCGUGAGCACUCCUCUCUUUUCCUUCAACUUAACUUUGAAAGUCCUUCCUUUCAUUCCCUCUUUAUCUCCAAGCUUUUUAUGAUCCUCUAGUUUCGCGAAUCGCGAUCCGUCCUCUCAAGUGAAUGAGUUCUAGCCUUCAAUGUGAUAGGAGGAAGAACAACUUGGAUCUUGUUUCCAACCAUGAAACUCUGAGAUUUGCGUCGCUCGUUUUCGCCGAUCAUUCACAGUGCUUCUGAGAGAUAGUGUCAGUACUAGCCCGAUCUGAUCAUUCUCACUCACUCAUCAUCGCACAUGUUCUUCCCAUCACUUCACGUCUUGCCUUUUGAGAAGUGACCUGCAAGCAUUGCUGUGGUUGGAAUCAAGGAAGAAAAGAGACAAUCCGUGAUAGUGUCAAGACAAAGAAAGCAAAGAGAAAUCCCAUCCCGGUCGAGCGAGCAAGCAAGCAAAAGCAAAAGCAAAGCAGUGCGGCAGUAUGGUGCAAAAGGAAAGCCACGAUCACGUCAACGACACGGACCUGGACAAUGUGGAAGUCAUCAGCAUCAAAGACCAGGUGAUCUCCCAGGCAGUGCAACGUCCACCCGCAAAGUCGUUGCUCCAAACGUUCUCCACCACUUCCAAGGAGACGCUCUUCCCGGACGAUCCGUUUCGACACUUUCGCAACAAGCCGUCGCACCGCCAGGCCAUCAUGCUGAUGCAAUACUUUUUCCCCAUUCUCGACUGGCUUCCAAAGUACAAGCUCGGCUUCCUCAAGAAUGACUUCAUCGCUGGCAUCACCACAGCAAGCCUGUCAAUCCCCCAGGGAAUCGCUUAUGCCAAGCUCGCAAACUUGCCACCAGUUGUAGGACUAUAUUCGUGCUUUCUCCCGCCGAUGGUGUAUGCCAUCUUUGGCAGCUCCCGGGACUUGGCCGUAGGACCAGCUGCGGUCAUCUCCAUUGUGCUGGGAACUCUCAUCCGAGAGGACCUCGGACCCGAAGUAACGGACCCGCGAGCACACUUGAGCCUCGCUUUUACUUCCACCUUUUUUGCGGGCCUCUUCCAAUUCUCGCUGGGAUUUCUCAGGCUUGGCUUUGUCAUUGACUUCCUAUCGCACGCAGCGACUGUUGGGUUCGUAGCCGGGGUGGCGGUUGCCGUGUGCCUUCAGCAGAUGAGAGGCAUCCUCGGCAUCCAAAACUUCACCAAGAAAUCGGACGUUGUCUCCGUUUUACAUUCCAUCUUCCGUGACCCAGCACAUUGGAAUUGGCGAACCGUUGUGAUUGGGAUCUGCUUCCUCACCUUCCUUCUGGGAAUGAGGCAAAUCAGCAAAAGGAACAAGAAACUCUUCUGGCUUUCAGCUAUCGCACCUGUAACAUCGGUGUUCCUGGCAACGGUGUGUGUGUUUGCAACGCACGCCAACGAGCACCUCAGCAUUGUAGGACAGCUCAGGAAAGGGAUCAAUCCUCCAUCCUUCAAGGAGCUACACCUGACCGGGCCUCUGGUAUCAAAGGCAAUGAAAAACGGGGUCAUUGUAGCAAUCAUCGGUCUCAUGGAAGCUAUUGCGGUGGGACGAACAUUUGCAUCGAUCAAGAACUAUCAUAUCGACGGCAACAAGGAGAUGAUCGCUUUUGGAAUGGUGAACAUGACGGGGUCUUGCAUGUCCUGCUACAUCACGACUGGAGCAAUGUCGCGAACGGCAGUGAACAACAGCGCGGGAUGUAAGACGUCGCUGUCGUGCAUUUUCAUGGCGCUCAUCGUCAUGGUAACACUUCUCGCCUUGACACCACUCUUCCACUACACGCCCAACGUCAUCCUCUCUGUGAUAAUCUUCUCCGCUCUCAUCACACUCAUCGAUCCCGUGGAAGCGUACCACAUCUGGAAGGUUGACAAGAUCGACUUUCUGGCCUGCCUGGGAGCGUUUCUCGGCGUCUGCUUCCAGUCCAUUCAGCUGGGAUUACUCAUAGCGGUUGCCAUCUCCAUCGGAAAGAUUUUGCUGCAUGUCAGCCGGCCACACACAGCAACGUUAGGCAAGAUUGCUGGCACCAGCAUCUAUAGGAGCAUCGAGCAAUACCCCAAAGCUGUAAGGAUCCCGGGAGUUCUCAUAGUUCGCAUAGACGCGUCCAUUUACUUCUCAAACUCCAACUACAUACGAGAAAGGCUGACAAGAUAUAUAGAGGAAGAGCAAGGGAGAGACAAGCUUCCGGGUGAAAGCGCAUUAAAAUACCUCAUACUCGACCUCACACCGGUCAUGACCAUCGACACGUCUGGGCUUCACGUCCUGGGAGAGAUUCUCAGAAAUCUAAACUUGAUGGAAAUGCAGCUGGCUCUAGCGAACCCAGGGGCAAACCUCAUAGAAACUCUACACAAGUCGGGUUUCGUGGAGAAGCUGGGCGAGCAAUGGGUGUUCCUGACAGUGGACGACGCAGUGGAGUACUGCUCAGUCAAUUUGCAAAAGACGAAGGAGAUGCCAGAAGUGACCAUACAAAGAUGAUGGGAGGAAAAAAGAAAAAGGACUGAUUGAGAAAUAGAGGAGAGAUCGACACCAAAGUUUUGGGGACUGACGAACAGUCAACAAAGCAAGCAAAGUAGCUCGUACCUUGGAGGGCGCCCAAGUUGAGCACCGAGUGGAAUGGGGAAUGGAAAAUGGAAAAUGGAACCCUUGUUUUGGUAGUGAAACUUCUAAGUUUAGAAGACACUAGAUAAACAUAAACAAGAAUCCCACUCUGGAUUGUUCUU
This is a messenger RNA of Selaginella moellendorffii, 2772 nucleotides long. Its product is annotated as sulfate transporter 3.1. The coding region runs from base 536 to 2527 and encodes 663 amino acids. Lineage: Eukaryota; Viridiplantae; Streptophyta; Lycopodiopsida; Selaginellales; Selaginellaceae. Gene Ontology annotation, cellular component: membrane. The record is from RefSeq and is a predicted model, not a curated record. The transcript has 14 exons. Gene Ontology annotation, biological process: transmembrane transport.